Lotus japonicus is the source of this 3325-nucleotide messenger RNA. Its product is annotated as ubiquitin-like domain-containing protein CIP73. Gene Ontology annotation, cellular component: BAT3 complex. The transcript is spliced from 18 exons. Gene Ontology annotation, molecular function: misfolded protein binding; polyubiquitin modification-dependent protein binding. The record is from RefSeq and is a predicted model, not a curated record. The coding region runs from base 234 to 3059 and encodes 941 amino acids. Lineage: Eukaryota; Viridiplantae; Streptophyta; Magnoliopsida; Fabales; Fabaceae.
UGAAAAGGUGAAAUGGAAAUGAGUUGAAUACUUGAAUAUGUAGAUGUAUUGUAAUUACUAGGUUAUAUUAUAAUUAUUAUUCAAGGUGAUUAUUGGAAGAGUCUCAAUCUGUUCUCUUGUCAGACUUGUUUCUGGAAAGAUCAUCGCCUCCAUCUCCGUUACUUUGGUAUCAUAUUGGUGUGGUUAGUUCUGCUGUAUUCCUUGCUCCAAGACUUUGCACCUGAACCAACAGCAUGGCGGAUCAAUGCUCCAAUGAGGGCUCCACUAGUGCCAAUACUUCAGCACAGAGUUCGGACUCAACUGUUCAGCUUAAUAUCAAGACUCUAGAUUCCCGCAUCUUCAGUUUUCAAGUGGACAAUAAUAUGCCCGUUUCAUCGUUCAAAGAGAAAAUUGCUAAUGAAAUUGGUGUUCCAGUUAGUCAGCAACGCCUGAUUUUUAGAGGAAAAGUGUUAAAGGAUGAGCAUGUCCUUUCUGAGUAUCAUGUUGAGAAUGGGCAUACAUUGCAUUUAGUUGAAAGACAGCCAAAUCAGUCACAGGCGUCUGGUACGAGAUCUGCUGAGCCAACUGGCACAAAUGGUAACAGAGGGAAUGAUACAGGCUCAGGGGCUCCUCGUAAUCGUGUUGGGCAAAUAUCACACAGUGUUGUUCUUGGGACUUUUAAUGUGGGGGAACAAGGUGAAGGCAUUGUUCAAGACCUAACCCGGGUUAUUGGGACAGUUUUGAAUACUAUUGCAAAUGGUGGCCAGAGCACAGUUAAUGUUCCUAAUGCUACACAAACUUCUUCAGCUCCACCGGGGAAUGAAACUGAAGGAGUGCAUGCUGUAAGACAAAACCUAGCAGGAAAUCAGGCACCGUCUGGACAGACAUUUCCUGGUCUGGCAUUCCAAUCUAUGCCUCAAGUUGUUCAGAUUCCUAUGGCUGCAGGAGCCAUACCCCUUCCUUCUCUCAAUUCACCAAUUCCUGAUUCAUUGAACACACUGUCUGAGUUUAUAAAUAGCAUGCAACAGGCACUAUCACAAAAUGGUUAUCGGCCAAAUCUUUCUUCGACUAACCUUGCAGAUCAAAGAGUGGAAUUGCCUUCCAAUGCACAGGGAUUGCCAACACUUGAAGCAUUAAGCACUGUAUUGCAUCGUGCAGAACAGUUGCUUGGUAGUCAAGCUGUUGCUGCACUAUCUCAUAUUGCUGGACGCCUAGAGCAAGAGGGGACUUCUACCGAUCUGGGUAUGAGGGGUCAAAUACAGUCAGAGUCAAUGCAGAUAGGACUUGCUAUGCAGCAUUUGGGUGCACUUCUACUUGAACUUGGUCGAACAAUGUUGACACUGCGUAUGGGACAGUCUUAUGCAGAAUCAGUUGUGAAUGCUGGACCAGCAGUUUAUAUUUCUCCAUCAGGGCCAAAUCCUAUAAUGGUGCAGCCCUUUCCACUUCAGACAAGCUCCCUUUUUGGCGGUCCUGCUCCAUCUUCAACUCCUGCAUCUUUAGGUACCAUUGGUAUUGGAAGUGCUCCUAGGAAUGUAAACAUUCACAUACAUGCUGGUACCUCUCUGGCACCAAUUGUUUCAGCAAUCGGUUCUAGGCCAAAUAAUGGGGAAGGGACAAGAAGUGAACACCGUAAUGAGCCCGGCUCUGGUGAUUCAGGUUCAACACGGGUAUUACCUGUUCGAAAUGCUGUAUCAGCGACUCUCCCAUCACACACUCCUGGUGUUGGAAUUGCUGGUAGCACGCAAACUGGAUCUGGUGUUUCUACUUCACAGCCACCUCAUGAUUCAGCUCCUUUUUCAUCUGUUUUAGCUGAAAUCCAUUCUCGCCUUAGGAACUCUGUUGGUAAUAUGCAAGGAAAUAACACAGUUCCGUCAGGACAAAUGGAAUCAAGUAAUAGGGACUUGUCUUCUGGGCCUGAAUCAAGACCUCCGCUGGGAAAUGAACAGCAAGAUACCAUGGAGAAUGGCUGUGAGGCUGCCAGUGCAUCCUCAGUUGGUGGCACUUCUGAAACUGGAGUGGAGAAGUUUCUCAAUCACAACCAGCCCCAAACCGAGGCAACCCAAACCUAUAAUAAUGAAGAGAGAGAUGUUUUGGUUGACAAAUUCGUUUCAAGCAGCUCUUCCAAUCAAGAUUUACCAAGUUGUUCUAGUGGAGAAACAAUAGUAAAAUCAGAAAAAGUACAGGAUGCUCCAUCAGUAAUCGAAAGACGAGAUGGAACUGAACCUGCCAAAGCUGCUCCACUAGGAUUGGGUGUGGGUGGUUUGGAGCGUAAGAGGCGAACUAGACCUCUAUCUCCUUUAGGUAAAGGUGCUGAUGAUGGAUCAUCUGGUUCUUCCAUCAAUCAAAGUCAGCAGACCAGAACAGAUGGUCAACAUUUAUUGCAAACUCUAGCUAGUCAUGGAUCUGCUGUGAAUUUGAGAAAUGCUAAUAGAACAUCCCAGCAGCCCUUGCCCUCCAGUAGUAGCCAGGUUGAUGUGGCUGGUUUAAUGUCUCAGCUUUUGCAUAGCCCUGCUUUGAAUGGUUUGUUGGAAGGAGUUUCACAACAAACAGGAGUUGACUCACCUGAUGGAUUGAGGAAUACGUUGCAGCAGUUCACGCAGAGCCCACAGAUGAUGAAUACAGUCAAUCAGAUUGUCCAACAGGUUGGCAGUCAGGAUAUGGGGAGAAAUAUGUUUGCUGGAAUGGAGAGAGGGCAGGGUGGCGGUAUUGACUUGUCAAGUAUGUUCCAACAGAUGAUGCCUAUUGUAUCUCGAGCGCUUGGUGGGGGUAAUCCUCCCUCGUUAUUCUCUGCUACAGAGCCAGAACCUGGUGCACCCUACAGAGAUGAAAGUUCUGAUAAUCGAAGCAUACAGCUUGACCUUCAAUCAGUAGCUGAGAGGAUUGAUCGCCUGAAUCCACCUAGUGAUGUUUUCCGUGCUGUAGCUGAAAAUGCUGUCGAGCUUUCUGGCAGUGGAAGUGCUUCUAGUGAUCUUCUGGAUGAGUUAUGCAGCAAUGAGAGCCUAGCUAGGGAAUAUGUGGACAUGUUGCGAUAUGAUGUAAAUCAGCUGCUCGAGGGACAAUCUGAGUCGGACAAGUCCUAAUUUAAGUUUAUGUGCAUAUUCAUUUUCUGCUUUGUUGCUUCUGUUUAGAGCAACAGCUUUUAACCUUCCUGAAAGUCCUUCUAGAAAAUGAUUUGGCGUGUUGUGCCCUCAAACAAUUAUUUGGUCUGGAUCAUUUUGACGGACUUCCAGAUCUUGCGUGAAAAGUCAAUAUACACCACAUGCCUGGCAGUUAAUUCAAGUGUAACAUUUGUUUGAUGGCCUCAACAGCCAUACUUAUAUAUAGUCUUCUGGGCUCAUUUUGGACA